UGUGGCAAAAAUAGCAGAUUGAAAAAAUAAUAAAUAAUAAUUAUAUUUUUGUAAACUUAAAUCACUAUUUUGUAGAACUCUAUAUAAUCUAUCUUCUAUAUUAUCAUGAAUAAUUUAUGAAAUUGCUUUAUUUUCACUUUGUGUUAAAAAACAAUAACAUGGCUGGGAACUUUUGGCAAAGCUCACAUCAUCAGCAGUGGAUUCUAGACAAACAAGAUCUCGUUAGAGACAGACAACACGAUUUGGCCAAACUAUCAGAAGAAGAAUACCAAAAAAUAUUUAAUUUCUUUGCUAGCAUCAUACAAAUUCUUGGCGAGCAAUUGAAAUUACGUCAGCAAGUUAUCGCUACAGCAACAGUUUAUUUCAAGAGAUUUUAUGCAAGAAAUUCUUUAAAGUGCAUAGAUCCUUUACUGUUGGCGCCUACGUGUGUCUUUCUAGCAUCUAAAGUAGAAGAGUUUGGUGUUAUCUCAAAUUCGAGACUCAUCACCACCUGUCAGACUGUAAUAAAAAAUAAAUUCAGUUAUGCUUAUGGACAGCAGGAGUUUCCAUAUAGAACUAACCACAUAUUGGAAUGCGAGUUUUACUUAUUAGAAAAUUUGGAUUGUUGCCUUAUUGUGUUCCAACCGUACAGACCUCUACUGCUGUUUGUGCAAGACAUUGGGCAGGAUGAUCAGCUUCUCACAUGUGCUUGGAGAGUUGUAAACGAUUCGCUCAGAACUGAUGUCAGUCUGUUGUAUCCACCUUAUCAGAUUGCAAUAGCAGCUCUGAACAUUGCUUGCGUUAUGCUGGGCAAAGAAAAUUUGAAACCUUGGUUUGCAGAACUAAAUGUUGAUAUGGAUAAAAUUCAGGAGAUAGUAAGAGCUAUCAUUAACCUCUAUGAGAUGUGGAAGAGCUAUGAUGAGAAAAAAGAAAUACAAGCCCUUUUAGGGAAAAUGCCCAAACCAAGUCCAGCACCCCAAAGAUAAUACACAACCAGCACUUGGAAGAAUAAUUUAAAAAUUAAGUAUUAUA
Molecule: messenger RNA, 1011 nt
Organism: Aricia agestis (brown argus)
Lineage: Eukaryota; Metazoa; Arthropoda; Insecta; Lepidoptera; Lycaenidae
Gene: CycC
Product: cyclin-C
Exons: 3
Coding region: 117-965 (282 amino acids)
Biological process (GO): positive regulation of transcription by RNA polymerase II
Cellular component (GO): nucleus; mediator complex
Molecular function (GO): cyclin-dependent protein serine/threonine kinase regulator activity
Source: RefSeq, a predicted model, not a curated record